CCGGGGUUAGGCUGGCGCAUUGCGUGAGGUUCGGUCAUUCUGUUGGCGGCUGCGGUGUGAGACGGAGUUGCAGUCAUGGUGCUGCUUCACGUGCUAUUUGAACAUGCCGCUGGGUACGCACUGUUUGUGGUACAAGAGGUGGAGGAGAUUGGCAUGCUGCUGCCUCAGGUGGAGGAGAGCAUGCUGAAUGUUGGCAAAUUUAGCAGUGUGGUGAAGCUGGCCGGUUUCCUGCCCUUCAAAUCUGCCCAGAGUGCCCUGGAGAAUGUGAAUGCCAUCUCUGAAGGUGUCCUGCAUGAGGACCUCAAGCUUUUCCUGGAGACAAACUUGCCAGCUAAGAAGAAGAAGGCUUUGUUAGGAGUUGCUGACUCUAAAAUUGGAGCUGCCAUCCAGGAGGAGCUGAAGAUCUCAUGCCAGGCAGGUGGUGUGGUUGCUGAAAUAAUAAGAGGGAUCCGGCAUCACUUCCAUGCACUGGUGAAGGGUCUCACUGCACAAUCGGCAUCUAAAGCCCAGCUGGGUCUGGGGCACAGCUACUCCCGAGCCAAGGUCAAGUUCAAUGUCAACAGAGUGGACAACAUGAUCAUACAGUCAAUCAGUUUAUUGGACCAGCUGGACAAGGACAUAAACACUUUUUCUAUGAGGGUCAGAGAAUGGUAUGGUUAUCACUUCCCAGAGCUGAUAAAGAUUGUUCCGGACAACUACACCUACUGUCGUAUGACCAAGUACAUUGGGAACCGCAAAGAACUGAGCGAGGAUAAACUGGAAGACAUGGAGGAGAUUGUUAUGGACAGUGCUAAGGCUCAGGCGGUUCUGGAGGCGUCCCGUUCAUCCAUGGGCAUGGACAUUUCUCCCAUUGACCUGAUAAACAUUGAAAGCUUCUCCAGCCGUGUCAUUUCGCUGUCUGAGUACAGGAAGGGGUUGCAGGAGUAUCUUCGCUCCAAGAUGAAUCAAGUGGCUCCCAGCCUUUCUGCUCUCAUUGGGGAAGUGGUGGGUGCCCGUCUGAUCUCGCACGCCGGCAGUCUGACUAAUCUCGCCAAGUACCCAGCGUCCACGGUGCAGAUUCUGGGAGCGGAGAAGGCUCUCUUCAGAGCGUUAAAGACCCGAGGGAACACUCCUAAGUACGGCCUGAUCUUUCACUCCACUUUCAUUGGCCGAGCAGCUGCAAAGAACAAGGGCCGGAUCUCCCGCUAUUUGGCUAAUAAGUGCACCAUUGCAUCGCGGAUAGACUGCUUCUCAGAGGUCCCGACCUGCGUGUUUGGCGACAAACUGAGAGAACAGGUUGAGGAGCGACUGUCGUUCUAUGAAACCGGAGAUGCCCCUCGCAAGAACCUAGAUGUGAUGAAGGAAGCUGUGACUGAGGCCACAGAGGUUGUUGCAGAGAUAAAGAGGAAACAAGCGAAGAAGGAAAAGAAGAAGAAAAAGCGUGAGAAGAGGAAGCUGGAGGCGCUAGAAGUUGAUGAGGAGGCGGAUGAGGAGCCCACACCCAAAAAAAAACCAAAGGAGGAUGAACAGCCAGUAAAGAAAAAGAGCAAGAAAAGGACAGAGUCUGAAGCUGAGGUCUCGGAAAAUGGGCUAGAGGAGGAGGAGGUCGUGGAGAAAACUCCGUCAAAGCAGAAGAAAAAGAAGAAAUCUGUCUCGGAGACGCCUAAGCCGGAGAAAAAGAAAAAAAGUGUCACAGAAGAAACUCCGCACACAGAAAAAAAGAAAAAGAAAAAAUCUAAAGUGCAGGAGGAAGAUGACAGCUGAUAGACUGAGGCUCCUGGGGGGCAGAGUCCUAGCCCAGGGGCUGCAAUCCCAGAGACUUUGUUUAGCCUGAGGGUUGUGCCAAACGCUUGUAACAUUUCACAUUUAUUUUUUUAUCUUUGGGGGGGGUCUCUGUACGUAAGAGACCCGAUAUCGCCCCUUUGUCCAUCUACCUGAAUGUAACUAUUUUUUGGAUUAAAAUCUUCUAAAAACUCA
Bombina bombina (fire-bellied toad) is the source of this 1956-nucleotide messenger RNA. RefSeq names its product NOP56 ribonucleoprotein (gene NOP56). The coding region runs from base 76 to 1743 and encodes 555 amino acids. The record is from RefSeq and is a predicted model, not a curated record. Gene Ontology annotation, cellular component: box C/D methylation guide snoRNP complex; small-subunit processome. Gene Ontology annotation, molecular function: snoRNA binding. Lineage: Eukaryota; Metazoa; Chordata; Amphibia; Anura; Bombinatoridae. The transcript is spliced from 12 exons.